This is a messenger RNA of Oryctolagus cuniculus (rabbit), 7358 nucleotides long. It is a transcript of the gene ZBTB10, whose product is annotated as zinc finger and BTB domain containing 10. Gene Ontology annotation, molecular function: RNA polymerase II cis-regulatory region sequence-specific DNA binding; DNA-binding transcription factor activity, RNA polymerase II-specific; protein binding. Lineage: Eukaryota; Metazoa; Chordata; Mammalia; Lagomorpha; Leporidae. The record is from RefSeq and is a predicted model, not a curated record. Gene Ontology annotation, biological process: regulation of transcription by RNA polymerase II.
AGCGGAGGGGGAGCCGCGGGGAGCGCGCGGGACGCGGCCCGAGGCCGGGCGCGAGCCGGGGCACCGGGCGGCGGCGGCGGCGGCGGCGGCGGCUGCGCGCGCCAUGUCGUUCAGUGAGAUGAACCGCAGGACGCUGGCGUUCCGAGGAGGCGGGUUGGUCACCGCCAGCGGCGGCUCCACGAACAAUAACGCUGGCGGGGAGGCCUCGGCUUGGCCUCAGCAGCCGCAGCCAAGACAGCCCCCGCCGCCGGCGCCGCCCGCGCUUCAGCAGCCCAAUGGGCGGGGGGCCGACGAGGAAACGGAAUUGGAGGGCCUGGAGCCCCAAGACUUGGAGGCCUCCGCUGGGGCGGCCGCUGCUGCGGCUGCCGCGGCCGCCGCCGAGGAAGCUAAGGAGUUGCUGCUCCCCCAAGACGCGGGCGGCCCCACCUCGCUGGGCGGCGGUGGCGCGGGGGGCCCCUUGCUAGCGGAAAGGAACCGUCGGACUCUGGCCUUCCGAGGAGGCGGCGGCGGCGGGGGUCUCGGCAACAAUGGCAGUAGCCGCGGCCGGCCCGAGACCUCGGCGUGGCCCCUGAGGCAUUUCAAUGGACGAGGGCCGGCGGCUGUGGAGCUGGAGCUGGACGCGCUGGAGGGGAAGGAGUUGAUGCAGGACGGCGCGUCCCUGAGCGACAGCACCGAGGACGAGGAGGAGGGGGCGAGCCUGGGCGACGGCAGUGGGGCGGAAGGCGGCAGCUGCGGCAGCAGCAGGCGGUCGGGCGGCGAUGGCGGGGACGAAGUGGAGGGCAGCGGUGUGGGAGCUGGCGAAGGAGAGACUGUCCAGCACUUGCCGCUCGCGCGGUCCAAGUCCCUAAUGCAGAAGCUCCAGUGCUCCUUCCAGACCUCCUGGCUAAAGGAUUUUCCCUGGCUGCGGUAUUCCAAGGAUACUGGCCUUAUGUUUUGCGGCUGGUGCCAAAAGACCUCCGAGGAUGGGGGCAGCGUGGACCUGCCCCAGGUGGGGCACGAUGAGCUUUCUCGAGGGACCCGCAACUACAAGAAAACCCUUCUCCUGAGGCACCACGUCUCUACCGAGCACAAACUCCACGAAGCCAACGCCCAGGAGUCAGAAAUACCAUCAGAGGAGGGGUACUGUGACUUUAAUAGUAGGCCAAAUGAGAACUCUUAUUGCUAUCAACUUCUUCGACAACUAGAUGAACAGAGAAAGAAAGAUAUCCUUUGUGAUGUCAGCAUUGUGGUGAGCGGAAAAAUCUUUAAAGCUCAUAAGAACAUCCUGGUUGCAGGCAGCCGUUUCUUUAAGACUUUAUAUUGCGUUUCAAACAAAGAAAGCCCUAACCAAAACAAUACUACCCAUUUAGAUAUUGCUGCAGUUCAAGGUUUUUCAGUCAUCUUGGACUUCUUGUAUUCUGGUAACCUGGUGCUCACAAGCCAAAAUGCCAUUGAAGUGAUGACAGUGGCCAGCUAUCUUCAGAUGAGUGAAGUUGUUCAAACUUGCCGAAAUUUCAUUAAAGAUGCCUUAAAUAUAAGCAUUAAAUCAGAAGCUCCAGAGUCUGUAGUUGUGGACUAUAACAAUAGAAAACCAGUUAAUAGAGAUGGUCUGUCUUCAUCACGGGAUCAAAAAAUUGCCAGCUUUUGGGCAACACGGAAUCUUACCAAUUUGGCAAGUAAUGUAAAAAUUGAAAAUGAUGGUUGUAAUGUCGACGAGGGCCAAUUAGAAAACUACCAAAUGAGUGACAGUAAUUGGGUCCAGGAUGGUUCUCCUGAAUUGGCUGAAAAUGAAUCUCAAGGUCAAACAAAAGUGUUUAUUUGGAAUAAUAUGGGCUCCCAGGGAAUUCAAGAGACUGGCAAAACAAGGAGGAAAAACCAAACUACAAAGAGAUUUAUUUAUAACAUACCACCUAAUAAUGAAACAAAUUUAGAAGAUUGCUCAGUGAUGCAACCACCUGUUGCCUAUCCAGAAGAAAAUAAGACGCUAAUCGUCAAGGAAGAACCAGAUUUGGAUGGUGCUCUCCUCUCAGGGCCAGAUGGUGAUAGGAGUGUGAAUGCAAAUUUAUUGGGUGAAGCUUGCUCUGGUCAAGAUGGAGGUGAUGCUGGUACUUCACAUGACUUCAAGUAUGGUUUGAUGCCUGGUCCCUCAAAUGAUUUCAAAUAUGGAUUGAUACCAGGUACUUCAAAUGAUUUCAAGUAUGGAUUGAUACCAGGUGCUGCAAACGAUUUCAAAUAUGGAUUAUUGCCAGAAUCUUGGCCAAAACAAGAAACUUGGGAAAAUGGUGAAUCAUCUCUAAUCAUGAACAAGUUAAAAUGCCCUCAUUGUAGCUAUGUAGCCAAAUACAGACGAACACUAAAAAGGCACUUGCUCAUUCAUACGGGAGUGAGAUCAUUUAGCUGUGAUAUUUGUGGAAAGCUGUUUACUCGAAGAGAGCAUGUAAAAAGACAUUCCCUGGUGCAUAAAAAGGAUAAAAAGUACAAAUGUAUGGUGUGUAAGAAGAUCUUCAUGUUAGCAGCCAGUGUUGGAAUAAGACAUGGUUCUCGGCGCUAUGGUGUUUGUGUAGACUGUGCAGAUAAAUCACAACCAGGAGGGCAAGAAGGUGUAGAUCAGGGACAGGAUACAGAAUUCCCUCGGGAUGAAGAAUAUGAAGAGAACGAAGUAGGAGAAGCUGAUGAAGAGUUGGGUGAUGAUGGCGAAGAUCAGAAUGAUCCGUCUCGAUGGGAUGAAUCAGGAGAUGUUUGUAUGUCUCUAGAUGAUUAACUGACCUACUAUACUCCUCAAGGAUGCUGCAUUUGGACAUAAUAUGAAUCGACAAUUUGGAUUGUUGAACUUGAAGGCUUGCAAAAUAUGGUACAUGCUGGAUGAGGUAGUUACAUUGCUGUGAAAACUGUAGGGUCAAAGCCUUAUAGCAAAAAAAAAAAAACCUUUUUUUUUUUUUUUUUUUUAAAUAUUUGCACAGGACUGUACAGCAGACAACCAUGUGGUUGGAUUACAUGGAGUCCCCACAUAUUCAGUCAGUUAUCAAAAUAAAAUAUUUUUUAUUUAUAGGAUAUACAGUAGCUAUUUGGGUCCUUUGAAAAUAUUACCUGUCCUUAUAGAGCUUACAUUCAUGUGCUACUUCAACAUGAAUGCAGAAAAUCCAUUUAGGAAGUACAGUGACAGUGACCCAAUCAGUCUGUCCAUCAAACCACUCAGGCUAGUUUGUACUAGUAGAGUUUUGUUUCUAUUUUUAUUUUUAUUAAUUUUAUUUUUUUUAAUACAGAUUUUCAGUGAGGGGCUUUUUCAACCCCGUUGGUUCUAUUUUCUUGUACUUUACAUUUUAAUUUGCUCCAUAACUUAAACCAAGUCUCUUCUUCGGUAUUAUUUCUCAAUUUUGUGCUGAUGGGCAUGUUUAUAAGAACUGGAGAGGUAAUUUAUUGGAAUGAACUAACUGACUUCCCCCAUCCCCUUUUUCCUUUUUGACAUGAAUUUUACUACUUCACAAAUGAAGAGAAUGAUGUUGCGAAGUUACCUUGGCGAAGCUGACAAAUACCACUAAAAUGAUUAUGAUUUAGAAAUACCUUUCUCCUGCUGCUCUAAUCUGAUAAAUGGUUACUACAUGACGUUUUCUGCCAUGAUAUUUGGUUUUGGGUAUCUGUUACUUUGGCACUAUUCUUGUUUGCCUCUUUAUUUUUGCCAGUGUACUAUACCUCAGACUUAUUGCAAAGACAGAAAUCUAAUUGAAAGAAAAGUCAUAGAAAUAAUAAGUAAAAUGAUUUGUUUUGUAAUUUAUCCUCCAUGUCCAGUUUGGUUAGCUUGUUAUGCAAUAUAAGUGAAAUAUCAGGUUUUUAUUCCUGUGCCCUUUUUAUCAUUAAAAUUAACACAAAACGUGCAUUCUCUUGUUUCAUAUUUACCGGGAUAUUCAGUGUUUCAAAAUUAUGAUUGAUAAAGUUAAUUUAUUUUUCUAUUCCUUAAAGUCAAUGUCAUCUUUAUAGUUUUGUUUUCGCCAUGAAUCAGCAGUCUACAAUAAUAUUAAAAUAGCAAGAGGCUUUAUUCUAUUAACUAAAUUCAGGGUACAAAGAGUGAUGCAUUAAAUUGAAUUUGUUAGAGAUUUAUUAGCCUGGUGGCAAAUGAAUUAGCCGAUCCACGGAACUCUCAGCAACAUUUCAUGUAUUAAUGUGCACAACAUUUAUCAGGAGCAUAUUAUAUACAUUUUAAGAUUGAGGAACAUCAUAUUUUCAGUUUUCUUUUAAAUAAAAAUGGAAUAUAUUUUCCUAUUUUAUAUCAGGUAACUAAAUUAUACUAGUUGUGUGGGAAAAAUUGCAAAGAUGCUUUGACAGAUACAAUCCUUUUUGGUGCUCCAUCUGAUCAAAGUUGAAAAGUUGAUGCUUUUUAAGAGACAGGCUUUAUCAUUGUCUCAGAUUUCAGUAGAAAUGGCUUAAUGUUAGACAAUGAUGUUUCUGCUUGGAUAGAUUAUCAAAGAUAAUUUACAGUUUCAUGGUUAGAUGCAGUUUUUUGACAUCUGAACUUUCUUGUAGUUUCUACAUAACUGUAAACCUGACAGAUAAGUAGUUUUGGUUUGACUUUUGUUUAAAACUAAGAGUUCAUCUUAUUCUCAGUGUUCUAGACAAAUAAGUAAAAUGUAAUUCUGGUGAGGUCCAAAGUAGAAAUUAGUUGGGCAAAAGAUACUAUGAAUGAAAAAGUAUUUUAAACGUAAAAUGUUCUGCUUUGUGAAUAUGUAAGUAUAGCAUAAAGAUUUCUUUCAUCCCAUUUAUCCCCUUCCUUUAAAAUAAACCAUAGUUUACAAUUGGUAGAUCUGUCUAUAUAUAAAUAUAUAUUAAAGAGCAAAGAUAUAUAUCUAAAAAAAUCACCUAAAUCUGCUUUAUUAGGCUAUAGUUCACUUAUUGCAUAGAAACUGGACUUGGCUUUACAUUCUUAAUGUACUUUUACUUUUCCUGAAGAUAUGAAUUUAUUCUCUUGAAACUGAAUUUUCUUUUAUGACUUAAAUCAUUUAUGUAUAUCUGGUAAAUUAUGACCAAAUUUUUGUUAGAGUUUGCAUACAGUAAAUUGAAAUACACACUUGGUACACUACGGGAUUGUUGUGCUUUUGUUUUGGCUUUAGUUGGAAGCAAGGUUUGAUGUAGAUGGCUUGUUACUGUUAAUUUAAAGUAUUCUAUAAUUGUCCAUUACCUUUAAUGUUGUGUUGUGACAGAUUUGGCUAUAUUUUUAGUCAACUGAAAUAUGCUACUUUAAAAGUUUGUUUUUAGGUAAUCCAAAGGAAAAAUGUUUAUACUCUUGAAUAUAUUAGCCUCAGCCUAUAUAAAAAUUUCUUUGAAGUAAACAUUUUACCAGAAACAGAAUCGACAGAUUUUUCUACUUGCUGACUGCCUAACUUAUUUUGUUUCAUGAUCUCAAGGGACUGCCUUUUCCCUUCUAGAUCUUUUGUAAAAAAUAGUUUUAGUACUAAGGUAUACUACUGGACGUUUCUAUUUUUUUAAGUAUAUUCUUUUUCUGACUUAACAGUACAACAAUUUCAGGAAGUUGAUAGAUAACUAAGACUUAUGAUUGGUCUCAGAGAUAACAAUGGAAUACUCAUAAUUUUGUCUGGGACUCUGGUGAAAUUAUGUGUAAAACAGUUGGUGAAAUUUCCUCCUGUAAUUUAUAUUUUAAAUGAAAAUAUUUUAGAGCUUUUAAUUUUAAUGAUGGGGAAGAGUAUAAACUGUUUCUUUCAUAUUUACUCUAGUAACAGACCCUCUCAUAAGUCUCAUAAGAUCAUGUACUAUUAGGAUUCUCAGACAGUUACUUCCAUGUGGUCCCCUCAUUGUCAUAGUUCUUGGUCCUCAUUUUCCUUAUUUAUUAGAUGUUAUGCUAAAUUUAGCACCUUAUCAAUUAGAGUUUAUGAAACAUUACAGGAAGGGGAAACUGGACAGUAGCAUGUAGCUUUCAAAUUUGGGGGGAAAAAAAACCUUAGCUGGUUUAAGUAGAACCAUCCUGAUGGAGUGAGCCAAAUGAGUUAAUUCAAAAACAUGGUUAGAACGCUGGUGCUUGUUAGAUGUAUAAUACAUCUGAGUUGUUCAGUGGACAUGAACCAAGAGGAAAUGAAAAAGGAGAGCAGAAAUGAGGGUGGAAAUAGAAAAUGAAAGGAUCAGGACUUACAAAUGUACAUUGAAACAAUAUAAAAAGCCUGAAGAUGACUGGAGUAGUGUAAUAUGGGGGAAAGUGUUGAAAAAUAGGUUUUUAAAUGACUUAAAAUAUAAAACUUAAAUAAGCUUUAUUUAUAUUUUUAGAGUUUUUCUGAAUACAGCAUGGAGGGUUUAGAUUCAUUUUUCUGAAUAUGAUCCCCAAAGCUAAUUUUUUGAGUGCCACAUUUGCCAUUGUGCAAUUUAUAUUAUUUAAUCCCUUACAAGGUAGGUGCUAUUAUCUCUAUUUUAUAGAAGAAAGGCUCAGAGAACUUCAGAAACUUGCCUAAUUUAAAGCAGCUAUGAUACAGAGCUGGGACUUGACCAGAUCUGAUUCUGAAGCCCAUGCUCUUUCUAGGUAGCUGUAAUGCUGCCUCAUUGAACAACUUUUUUGUAGAAUUUCAGCUCUUUACAGGAGUCUCUCUAUGGAGAUUUGUAUUUUCCCUAUGUAACAGCUAUGUUAGGAAUUCUGUGUCGUCUUCCCCCUACCACCCAAUACCCUUGCAACUCUAUCCUGAUAAAACAGUUUGUUUUGUCACUUUGAUCAUAAGACACACGACCUCAGUGUAGCACAUGCUGUUAAUGGGCUGUGGCAUUUUCAUUUUUAAAAGGAUGGUUUUUAUCUGAAUAACUAGCUAUAAGCCCCAGUUUUUGUGCUGUUCAGUCACCCAGAUCCUUAAACUUAACUAUGGUACAUAAUAUACUCACUUAAACUAACCACCAAGGUGUUUUCUUAGUUACUUUAGGAUUUUAAUUUAAAGUUUUUUCUUUUUUUUUUUUUUCCUCUGCUGUAUCCCUGCUUUUAAGUGAAGUUGAAUGAUUCUAGGUAGUUUAAAAUGUUUUAGGGAUAAGCACACUUUAAAAAAUGUUUUUCUAGCCCUGAAUUCUAUGACAUUGGGUACUUCACACUUGGAGUACACUUGGUAUUGAGAACAAAAUUGUGGAUUGAGAAGGAGAGGGGUGGUUGAGGCCAUUAUGAAAUGGGAGAAUCAGCAUUUUAAACACUGUAAACAUUAAAACACUUUUCUUCUGCCUGCUGUUUGUAAAAGCUCUUUGGGAAGAUCUUUUACGAAGACCAAUUUUUUUUAAUGUAAUUUACCUACCUAAUAUUAAGUGUCCUAAGACAUGUAUGUAAACUUCCAAAACUGUUUUGUCUGUGUAUUUAGAAAAUACACAAGAAUCUUUAUCAAACCUAAAAAUAUAAACUUGUGAGCACUAAA